AGCAUGCUGUGCGUCAGGGCAAGUCAAUGAGGAUUAAUGGCAGCCAUACUUGCAGUGACGAGCUUCACGCUCCCGAUUUGUUUACAAAUAACUAGUUGUACUUAUAACAGUUAGCUUCGGUAUGUAAUUAUUCAAUUUUCGUUUGAAAGCUGUGCUCGAUGCGAAGUCACGUUGGUGUGAUCAAACUGAAGAUCUGUGACGUGGUUGGAACAGGGCGAACACGUGAUUAGGAAAAGAAUUUGCUCAUAGCUCAUUGUGCAUUUGGCCUUCGGACGCCAUGAUGAAAGCAAGACAAGAAGCAAGAUGAGUCAGGACAUACUUUCAGCCAUCGAUGACUUGAACACUCCCUUGUUUGGACCUGCGGAACCAAGCAAGUCUGGUGGUGGGGGAAGUCGUUCGGGUUCUACUCGGUCUUCAUCUGAGACUGGGAAAAAUGUGAACUCAAAGCAGAAGUCUCCUGGCAGAGAUGCAAAUGAUGAUGAGAAAGACAGCAGUGAUUCUGAAUCAGGAACAAGCAACUCAACCAAUGAAUCGGGAUCUGAGUCCGGUUCUGAAUCUGGAUCAGGCUCAGACUCAGAAUCUGAUUCCUCGAAAUCAUCUAAAAAGUCUGAGAAAUCUGAGAAGUCUCUUACUUUAGGUAAAAAGUCUGGAAGUGAUGAUGCCUCCAAUUCAGAGGCAGCAUCCAAUUCUGAAGAUGAAGAAAAACAGGAGAAGGAAGAAGGAAAAAGAAAGAGACAGGUGCCCAGAAUUGAAGACACAGACUCUCAAGACACACAGCAGAGUGGUACGAAGGGUGCUCGUAAAAGCAACAUUAUUGAAAUGAAGCAGGAAUGGGAUCAGCAGCCAGCACUUUAUGGAAUUCGUCGAUCUGAGCGCUCAAGACGUGAAGUGCAGAGAUAUGUUCCAGUGCAGGGAAGUGGAAGUGAUGGUGAUGGUGGCAAAAGGAAAAGGCGAGGAGACAAAAGAAAGGAUUCUGAGGACUGGGUUGUUAGUCAAGAAGAAGACAGUGAAAAUGAUAGUGGAUCUGAGGAGGAGUUUCGACCAGCUAGAAACACCAGAGCUACACGUGGUAGUGCAUCUAAACCUACUUCAAAGUCAGUUAAACGAACCACGAGGGGAAAAUCAGCUUUGUUAUCUAGAAGCAGACAAAGAAAGCUCUCAUCUUCAGACUCAUCAGAAGAAGACAGUGAUUCUAGACGAGCAACAACAAGACGCCAUGCAGCACAAAAAGUCAGAGACAAAUGCAAGUGCAAACUGCGUCCUUCACGGAGAAAAGUGGCAAAGAAAAAUGUUAGCUACAAAGAGGACUCGGAUGAUGUCACAGAUUCUGAUGACAUUAUCGAGGCUACAACUCCUGCUGCUGAGGAGGAGAACAAAGAGACAAUAGAGAAGGUCCUGGAUGUCCGUCUUGGCAAGAAGGGAGCAACUGGCAGCAAAACUACUGACUAUAAUGUUCAAGACUUUGGUGAUCCAAACACAAGCGCUUCCAGUCUAGACAAGUCGGGGUCCUCAGAGGCUGGUCAGGAGAAUGGUCACCAAGCAGUGGAGAUCAAGCAAGAGAAAGUGGAGGAAAUUAAAGUGACAGUGGCCAGAGAGAAGGGUGAUAAGCUGGAGAGACAAUACUUGAUCAAGUGGCGAGGCUGGGCCCACAUCCACAACACCUGGGAGACUGCUGAAAGCUUGUAUGAACAGAAAGUCAAUGGCCUCAAGAGACUGGAGAACUUCAUGAAGAAGAUGGAAGAAAUUGAAGAAUGUCGAGUUGGAGCAUCUCCUGAGGACAUUGAAUACCUGGAGUGUCAGCAGGAAAUGAUGAAAGAUCUAUACCGGUCUUACCAAGAGCUUGACCGGAUUAUAGCCAACAAUAACAGUGACUACAUGUGCAAGUGGGUAGGGCUGCCUUACGCUGAGUGUACUUGGGAGGAUGGGGAUUUGAUAUCACGGCUAUUCCAGGCAAAGGUGGAUGCAUAUCAUGCACGGCAAAAGUCUCACCGUAUUCCCACCAAAUUGAGUAAGGUGCUGAAAGUUCGUCCUAAGUUUGUACCAUUAAAAACACAGCCAGCUUAUUUGGGCUCAGAAACUUUAAAGCUUCGAGACUACCAACUGGAUGGCUUGAACUGGCUCAUUCAUUCUUGGACAAAAGAAAACAGUGUCAUCUUGGCUGAUGAGAUGGGUCUAGGUAAAACCAUCCAGAUUGUGUCCUUUCUGUCCUACCUGUUCAAUGCUCAGCAGCUCUUUGGACCAUUCCUUUUGAUUGUUCCCCUCUCCACAGUCAAUGCCUGGCAACGCGAGUUUGAAAACUGGGCACCUGAACUCAAUGUGGUUGUUUAUAUUGGUGAUGUUACAAGCCGUAACAUGAUUCGUCACUAUGAGUGGUGUCACUCCAGCACAAAAAGACUCAAGUUUAAUGUGCUGAUUACUACCUAUGAGAUAUUGCUUAAGGACAAGUCAUUCCUAGGCAGUGUACCCUGGGCAUUUGUUGGUGUGGAUGAAGCUCACAGACUGAAAAAUGAUGAUUCUUUGCUUUAUCGAUCCCUGAAGGAUUUUGACACCAACCAUCGCAUAUUGAUCACAGGCACACCUUUGCAGAACUCCUUGAAGGAGCUGUGGUCAUUGCUGCACUUCAUCAUGCCACAGAAAUUUGAUAGCUGGCCUGACUUUGAAGAGCGGCAUGCAGCACAAGACAGAACGGGGUUCACUGCCUUGCAUAAGCAGCUGGAACCUUUCCUGCUGCGGCGUGUAAAGAAAGACGUAGAAAAAUCACUUCCUGCCAAGGUGGAACGUAUUUUGCGAGUGGGAAUGUCUUCUCUACAGAAACAGUACUACAAGUGGAUUCUUACGAGAAACUACACUGCACUGCGUAAAGGUCAGCGGGGCAAUGUCUCAAGCUUCAUUAACAUUAUCAUGGAACUGAAAAAAUGCUGCAAUCAUGCCUAUCUAAUUCGUACAGAGGAUGACAAGUCUAAUUUAGACAGGCUGCAGCAAAUAAUCCGAGGCAGUGGGAAGCUGAUUCUCCUUGACAAGCUGCUUGUUCGCUUGAAAGAGACUGGGCGCCGUGUCCUCAUCUUCUCCCAGAUGGUGCUUAUGCUGGACAUUCUAGCUGAAUACCUUCAACAUCGCCAUUUUCAGUACCAGAGACUUGAUGGAUCUAUUCGGGGUGACAUCAGGAAACAGGCCAUGGACCAUUUCAAUGCAGAAGGUUCGCAGGAUUUCUGUUUCUUGUUGUCAACACGUGCUGGGGGUCUUGGUGUCAACUUACCUACUGCUGACACUGUCAUCAUCUUUGAUAGUGAUUGGAAUCCACAGAAUGACUUGCAGGCUCAGGCCCGUGCUCACCGCAUUGGCCAAAAGAACCAGGUGAGUGUCUACCGGCUGGUGUGCAAACAGAGUGUCGAGGAGGACAUUGUGGAAAGAGCCAAAAAGAAGAUGGUGUUGGAUCAUUUGGUCAUUCAGAGUAUGGAUACCACAGGUCGCACUGUACUCAACAGAUCAGCUGCACCUACUAGCAACACAACAGGGUACAGCAAGCAGGAACUGUCUGCCAUCAUCAAGUUUGGAGCUGAAGAGCUGUUCAAGGAGGAUGACGAGGAAGAACCUCAGGUGGACAUUGAUGAAAUCCUCAAGUAUGCAGAAACACAUGAGACUGAGUCCAGUGCUCCAGCUGAUGAACUGUUAUCACAGUUCAAAGUUGUUAGUUUUGAUAACAUGGAGGAAGAUACCGAUGCCAUGGCUGAUGAGAGUCAGCAAGAAGGAGAGCGAGAAUGGGAUCAUAUCAUCCCUGAAGAAAUGCGCAGCAAGGUAGAAGAGGAGGAGCGUAUGCAGCAGCUUCUGGAACUACAGUUGCCACCUCGCAGCAGGAAAACAAUAAAGCAGCUUCAGUUAGACUACGAUUCUGACCAUGAUAAGAGGUCAAAGAAAAAAAAGGAAGGAGAAGAAAGUGAUGGUUCAAGUGAAGAGGAGGAAGAAAAUGAUGACGAAGACAAGCCUAAGAAGCGAGGACGGCCCAGAUCCCAGGUGCGCGAGAAGCUGCGAGGUUUUAGUGACUCGGAACUCAGACGCUUUAUCAAGAGUUACAAGAAAUUCUCUCAGCCUCUUACUAGAUUGGAUGCCAUAGCCUGUGAUGCAGAACUGCAAGAAAAGUCUGAAGCUGAUCUGCGACGACUUGCUGAGGUGUUACAAAAGAAUGUAGAUGAAUCUAUGGCAGAAUAUUCUCAGAAGAUGCAGGAGGACCCAUCUUUUGAUGGAAAGAAGACCCACAGGGGACCAACCUUUAAGCUGUCCAGUGUCAUGGUCAAUGCCCAGGCAGUCAGUAAGGCUCAGGCCGAUCUGGAGCCCUUGGCCAAGGCUGUACCUUCUGAUCGGGAACAACGCAAAAAAUACCAGCUGAUGUGCUAUGUUAAGAGAGUGCACUGGGACUGUGCUUGGGACGUGGCAGAUGACAGUAAUCUGCUGAAGGGAAUUUAUGAAUAUGGCAUGGGGUCCUGGGAGGCCAUUAAGAUGGACACUGAUCUUGGUCUUUAUGAAAAGAUUCUACCAGCUGAGGAGCAGAAAAAACCUCAGGCCAAACAUUUGCAGACCCGUGCAGAGUAUCUUUUGAAAGUCUUGCGCAAGCAGUCCGAAGUUGCAACUGUACCAAAAGUGACGAAAGGCAGAGGAAAGCGAAAACCAAAAUCUCGUGCUGAAGUUAUUGAAAAUGACAUUUCCAGUGGUUCAGAAGACUUACAUAGCAAAGAUGAAACCAAUGAUAGCACCACUCUGGAUUCAUUGCGAACACGGAAGCCGGCCACAGAGGAUGUAGAGGCCAAGAAAGAAAAGGAGAAAGAAUCUGAAAUAAGUGAUCUGGAACUUGAUGAAGAGGUUGAUGAUAAAAAGAAAGGAAAAAGUAAACCUAAAGUGAGGGCUAAAAAAGAGAAGAAGGAGAAAGAAAAAAAAGAGAAAGAGGAGACAGAUAAGUUGGGGAGUGUGAAACAAGAGGAUGGAAAAAAGAAGAAGAAAGGAAAUAAGAAGAAGACCGAAGGACCUAUGCACUUCACAGCUUCCUCAGCUCCAGUGGCCAUUUCAGCAGAAGAGAACAGUAUGACAAAGGAGACUAACCCCACAAUAUUUGCUGAGUGCAAGGAAAAAAUGCGGCCAGUGAAAAAGUCUCUGAAAGCACUGGACAUCGGCAACAAAGAGGAGGGUGAUGAAAAAAGUGCUGUAGCCCAAAUGCGCCAGUGCCUGCUGAAGAUUGGCGACCAUAUUAAUGAUCACUUGUCAGAACUGUGUGACCCGGAGAAAAUUAAGUUUUGGCGAACGCAACUAUGGAUGUUUGUUUCAAACUUCACUGAUCUGGACCAUGAGCGCCUGCGCAAAUUGUAUAAGGCUGCUUAUAAACGGCGUGACCAAGAGAAAGAACGAAAUGAGCAAAACCAUGGUGACAUACGUGAACCCAACUCUUCAAACAAGCGACUGGAAAAGCACUUUGACUCUUCCAGGCACAACCACUCUCCACAGAAGAAGCCACGUCGUGAUGACCACCAUCGUGAUGGAUCGAGCUUUGGAAACAGUAUGAAUGGUCCAAAGACUGGGGGACAACAAGGCAACACCACACACCAUGGUGUACAUCGACCUCUACCUCCUUUCAAAGAUGCAGGGCGGCCUGACCAUGGACCUGCCACUAGUCCUGUGGACAGAUGGCAGCAUGCUAGCCCAUUGGCACGUGCUGAAGAAGUACCUCGAAAGAGAUACAGUGACGGCAGCAACAGUUCAUAUAAUCGUCAGGGUUACUCCGACCAUCGGCAAGGGGGGGACAAAUCUCACUGUGAUCAUCAUUGGUUCAACAAUGACCGAAUGCAUGGUGGAGGUGGCAGUAGUGUUGGAAGCAACAGUACUGGAGGAGGGGGAGCCAGCAGUGGCUUUGGUGGUAGCUACCAGAAUCGUGACUACCUCCAUGGCCGGCAAGACCACUUCGCAGGUGGAUUUAGAGGCGAUCGCUCCAACCAUCACCGAAGUGAGCACUACAGACCUGAAUAUGGACACCAUUACAGGGAACAGCCACAUUUCACACCGCGCCAAGGGGAUGACUGGGGACAGGGCAGCCAUCAUCAAUAUGGCGAUCGAAAACGACGAAGUGAUGAGUACAGUGAAUGGGGAGAAAGGAGACCACACAAAGAUCCUCGUCUGGAACACAAAGAACCUCGUGUUGGAGUGGAGCACAAAGACCCUCGUUUAGAACACAGAGACCCACGUUUAGAUCACAAGAGACAUUUAGUGCAUCCCCCACCCUCAGGAGAACUGGUUUUCCCCAAGCCCUGAUGCAGACUGCUGCUCUAAUAUUAGGGUGAUAUUCCCUUCCUCAGCCGUCCAUUCAGUUCCUCUCUGUGCUGGCACAGGCUGGUAUGUGUUUGUUAGGUGACUGUGCUUGUCAGAAGGCAAAUAGGUAUGUGUGGUAUUUUGUGUGUGUGUGGAUGCAAGCAGGUUAUAGAUUGUGUGUAAAUAUGUGUGCACAUGUGUACAGGUGUAUAGAUGUUUGCCAGUUGAUGAAUGCUUUUGUAUGGAUGUGUAAAUGUUUGCAUAGUUAUGUAUGCUUGUGCCACACACUUUACGCUGCUGCAUCAUUCCUUGUGCUCGGUGCAAGACCCCGGUUUCUGUGCCUGCGCCGUGACACUGGUAAAUAGUCAGGUGUGACAUUGGUAACUGACAGGGUAGCAAUGGCAGCAUUAUGUUGUGAUGAGAUACUACUGCCAGUAACCCUGUUCAACUUGUUGAAAGAUGGCAACAGUUGUGGAUAAUGAUGCAUAGGAUUCAGGGCUUUCUCAACAACUCAAGUUCCUGAAGCCAUUGUGGUUUUCAGGAGACCAGCCUCAUUGCUGACUACCCUCAUCUUAUAGCUGCUGCGCUAUGUGUUUUGUGCAACCUUUCUGUAGUGAUCAAAGUAUGUGCAUUAGCUACCAUGUCCUGCUAACAUCAGAAAGCAGAUUAUGCGACAAGAUGGAAAUUCAAUUGCAACUGCAUUUUCCCCCUCCCCCACACCCCUGUGUUGGAGAGGAUGUUCCACAAUGGUGCCUUUUCUCUCUGCUGUUGUGUUCAUUAUGAUGACUACUUAGGGUGUGUAGGUGAAUUUUCGUGAAGAGAUGGGAGAAUGUGAAAAUGCGCAAAGACUUGCCUUUGCUGAUAUAUUAAGAUGGAUAUACUCCAGGUGCCAAAGAAGGACUGCAGCAUGCACAUAAUCAGCUACUCAACUGAGGAAAGUGAUGCUUUCUUUGUGACAAAGUUUUGUGUAAGUGUGUGUGUGUGUGUGUUUUUUUUAAGCAAGAUGGGUGGGAAGCAAGUGUGCAGAAGUGAUGGAGUUCAUGUGUUGGCUUUAUUGUAUGUGUGUAAGAGAGUGGUGGGAGAGGGAAGGGAAGGAGUUAGCCUAGAUAAGGAAUUGGUUGUCUUAGCGGUGAGCUGCUGGACCAGUCAAUCCUUAUCAGUAUACACUGAACCAUUGUGCACAACCUCAGCACUGUAGGCAAAGCAACUUGAAUAGGCAGCUGUCAGUGAAACCCAGGCUUCAUAACCUGGUACUUUGCAGAUGUAACAGACACUGGAAGGUGAUGUUACCUCACUGACACCAACACAGCCCUUCCUUCCUACUGUGGACAUUGUGGAGGGUGAUUUCAUACAGACAUCUCACGGGAAGGAUAAAACAUCGCUUGUCUUAUCCCUACAGACUAGUCUCCUGAAUUUUCACGAUGGAACUGGUAGCAAGCUCUUUACAUGCUGAGCAUGCUGUGCCAACAUCUUGACCUUUCUUUGUGAUGCUGGUAGAUCAGAACUCCCAGUUUUGUGCAUCUGAAGGUGUGGAAAUGACAACAGCAGACAGACAAGGAUGCCAUGUUGCUGUCAUGUGUUGUUACUCUGCCUAAACUGUACUGUAAAAUUACAAAGACAGAAGCGAUGGAUAAAAAGUCUUUCGAUUGUCAUUUUAUUUUACUUCUUUCUUAAAGUUUAGGCUGAUUUAUUCCAUGUCUGUGAUUGUUCCAGACUAGAGAGAAUCAUGCUAGGCUGCACAAGGGUUGAUGAGUGUGUUGUGCUCCAGUGAGUGAGGCUACGUAUGCGUCUUAUACCCCAAACUGCUCAGAACAGUUGACAUGUACAUAAGUAUCAUUCUGCCAUUAUCAAACCAUUGCUUAGGAGUCCUUUAUUUUUGAUGCACCUACAAAUAUAUGUUUAGGAACACAAGAGGUUGUUCUUUUGAAAAGCAAGACAGUUUACCAUUAUGUUCAUGUUACACUUCAGAAAAAGCCUUCAUGGUUUCAGAAAAGUGGCAAAAUGUUUUCCAAGGCAAAUUGAAGUUUGAAUGGAAACAGUUUCUCUUGAAAGAGUUAUGCAAAUGAUAUUUAUAAAAUCUGUUGCAUUCAAUUUUAAAUAAUUGCAAUGCAUUAAAUUUAUUUUGAAAAUGGCAAAUUUUAUGCCAUUAUAUUACUAGGGAAAGAGAAAUAGAGUGAUAUUUGAACCGUUUGACCAAACACCUAUCCUGUGUCCUGGUCAGAAAUAGGAAUGGGUGCGUACAGGCAUUUUUGUCCCAAGAAAAAAAACGAACUUUCUAUCUGGAAUUGAAAGAUCGUAAGAAGAAUGUCAAUAAUGAAAUAAAUGAUUAUGAAAUAGGUUAAAACUGGGGACAUUGCUAGAAAUUCAUACAGCUUAUAAACAUGCCAUUAACAUUAGUGUUUCUUUGGGGGCAGCGGGGGGGGGGGGGGGAGACUUCCAUGAUCUCCAUGUGCUGGUUAUUUAGAUCACUACAAAUGCCAAACAACACACCUCUUACUAGUAUUAGAGCUAAAAAAUGGCUUCUGUUGGUUUUAUUUUAAUGUAGGUUUUUUUCCUUUCCCAUCUAUGCUCAUCUUGUUUGCACAUGCGCGCACACACUUUUCUGUAAAAGGACAAGUCCAGAAGACACCACAGAUUUGCUUGCCUUUUUGAUCGGUGAAAGGGAAACCACAAAUACUUUUAUUCAGAAAAAAACCCAGUUGAAAAAUUAAGUGGAAACUAUGUGAUAGUCUAUGACUUAUUAAUUUUAUUAUGGUAUAUUAAUAUCUUUUGAUCACAAACCCAGGUGGUUGACAGCUUUUUUCCCAUGUUUUACAUGUAGAGUGUUUUCAAGGAUUUGUAGAACUCAUUAUUACUGGGCCAGUUGAUGUACUUAGAAUGGAGAGUUAAUCUUUAAACAACAUAGUUUAAUGAAUAUGCACAGAAAUGCAGCAAAUGCAGGCAAAGGACAACUUUAGUAUUUACUUAAAAAAGGGGGAAAAUCUGAGAACAUUAGCUUUUAAAGAAACCUAGUGACAAGCAAGAGCCCUUGUUCUUCUUCAUUUUUCAUUGUGUUUUUAUGUUUAAUAGCUGUUGUCUGUUGUUUGUUGCUGCUAAACUUAGAAGGAGCAGUCAGCUCUGUGCAACGGUAUCUUCAGGGAUGUACACUGCCAGUUGUGAGCAGUGCAUUCUUUGCGCUAUAUAUAUAUAUGCACGUGUAUGUAUAUAUGGGUGGGUAUGACAUGUUAUAAUUAGGUGUGAACACAGCUUGGGGUAUGAUGCAUAGAUAAAAAAGGUGAAAAGCAAAGGUUUUAAGAUUACUGCUAUGGCUACCAGCAGUUUUAUUUCUUGUUUCUCCCAGGAAUGGGUUUUAAAAAAAAUCAUAGCUAGACAUUUAAAGUGACAAACAUCAUAGAGGACACUUGCAGUUUUUUCCAGACAAUACCAAGAUGACCUGUGUGGCCUUCUAGCCAUAAAACACUAGCCUCCUGUUGUUUCUUCAAACUUGUUCACAUUAGCUGCAGAAUACCAAAGAAUUUAAGGGUAAUCUUGUUUCCUGCAGUGAAUUAUGAUUGGUGGUGGUUCUGUGCUGAUAUUGAAUUCUCUAGAGUCAGUAUUAUUUUGUAUCGUUUCUCUUGCCUUAACGCACAUAACAUCUAUAUACAUGACAUUGAUGGUCUUAAUCUGUAGUCCAUUAAAACUGAAUCUCUCUGGGGCUUUAAAUAAUACAAUUACUUUAUAAGGGAAGAGUUUUUAGGACUUGCUUAUUCUGUUUGGAGAAUAAUCCCUAAUAUAUGCAUUGUCCAUUCCUUUUUUGUUUUCUUAUUUGGUUGUCAGGCCAAUAUCUUAUGUUUUAGAUUCGCUCAUGCUGACAACAGAUUAGUGUGUUGGUCAUGUUGGUUAGUUUUUAAAAUGAAUUUGUGCAGUAGUUACCGGCUGUUUCGCAUGCUUUAGAAACAUCACAACAUUUUCAUUUGGAACCAUUAUGAGAGUAAUGUGAAACCCCAAUUCUAAAAGUUCUACAGAUAAUGAUUCUUAAAAAUAACAUUCAUAUAUAUGCCAAGUCUCAGGGAUGUAUAACAUACACCCAUCAUAGAAGCUAGAAAUAUGCAAAGUCUGCAUAGAUAUUCACCAGCAAAAAGUUCAUGUCAUAAAUACCUUUGUAUUCACCUUGGUGUGAUGAGUGGGCAUACCUGAGAAGUGAGUUAUGAUGUCUUCACAAAUGUAUGCUGUCAAUCAUGAGAUAAACAUAUCUUCAAAGGACCCAUGUGCAGGUGUGUAGGUAUAUAUGUGUGUGUGUGAGAGAGAAUGUGCGUGUGCAGAUUGCAUGUGGUGAAGUUCAGAAAUGUGGAAGCUCUUGUGUUGAGUGCAGCUUCAAUUGUGUCAAUUUUUGUGUCUUUAAUGAUAACCAUGGUUCUCAAAUUCCUAUUGAGCUUUGUAUGUAUAUGUGAGCGAUUGAAUGCAGAGAGUCUGGACUAGAGAGAGAGAGGGAAAUUAAUUUUGCACUCGAGCUCGCAGCAUGCUAUGUGCAUAGAUGGCAGCAUGAAGUUUUCCAUUUUAAUCUGUCUGCUAGAAGCAACUCUUUCACCACUCUAGGUCUAUAUAGACUUUGUGACUUUCAUUCAGUGUUAGAUGGAACCGGUGAUUUAGUGAGCUAGGUGAAUUGGUGGAAAAUAUUGGAGAAUAUUGGCUCAAUACAAAUUUUAAAUAAAGACAUGCUGAGCUCUCUUCAUUAAUGAGAGCUUAUUAACUUGGUUAAAUGUAUUUGGGGGGGGGGGGGGGGUUGGGUUGGGUGUUCAUACCAGAGAAAUAACUUUUCCAGUUUUAUUAGGUUGCUAGAUUACAGUAAAUUUCCAAAAACAGAUUCUGAAGUAUGCAGAAAGUGAGAAUGGCAUGAAGUCAUCAUUCUAGAAGAGUAAUGUUGGGUCCUGUAAAAACAGGAAGUGAAAAUAGGUAACAAAGCAAACAGCAAGCACGGAGUUGGGUAAUUGAAUAAAAAAAAAAAAUUGAUAAAAUAGACUUCUAUUGCAAAUGGAGAUUCAAGAGUGAAAGGAUAAACUUAAGGUUUCUAGAAUGGCAUAUUUCUCUUGUUAAUCUGGAUCAACUAGACUUUGGGAAAGAAAAAGGCUUUUCUCAUAUCAUAUCCACUUGCCUGGUAUUCCUUGGUGGGAUGUUUGUCGGGACAUAACCAUGCCAUACAGCCAUCUUUGUCAUGUUCAAGUAAACUCUGUGUAUCUGAACUUGUUCAUGAUGAUUGUAAGUUGCACAUCAUGUUUGUAAAUGUUCUUAUUUAAAUGCCAUUUCAUUGACUUGACAGAAUCUAAGAAAAGAAACAAAUAAAAUGUUGACAGAAUGA
Messenger RNA from Pomacea canaliculata, 11623 nucleotides. RefSeq names its product chromodomain-helicase-DNA-binding protein 1-like. Gene Ontology annotation, molecular function: chromatin binding; ATP binding; DNA binding. Gene Ontology annotation, cellular component: nucleus; chromatin. The transcript has 40 exons. NCBI's taxonomy places the organism in Eukaryota, Metazoa, Mollusca, Gastropoda, Architaenioglossa, Ampullariidae. The coding region runs from base 304 to 6291 and encodes 1995 amino acids. The record is from RefSeq and is a predicted model, not a curated record. Gene Ontology annotation, biological process: nucleosome organization; regulation of transcription by RNA polymerase II.